Penicillium paradoxum is the source of this 1479-nucleotide messenger RNA. RefSeq names its product FMN-dependent alpha-hydroxy acid dehydrogenase. Gene Ontology annotation, molecular function: heme binding; oxidoreductase activity. The transcript is spliced from 4 exons. Lineage: Eukaryota; Fungi; Ascomycota; Eurotiomycetes; Eurotiales; Aspergillaceae. The coding region runs from base 1 to 1479 and encodes 492 amino acids. The record is from RefSeq and is a predicted model, not a curated record.
AUGGCGGAACGAAAGCUCGUGUCUGCCCAGCAGAUUUCAGAGCACAGAGCAGCCGAUGAUUGCUGGAUUGUGGUAGACAAGCAGGUGUGGGAUGUGACUGACUUCUUAGAAGAGCAUCCUGGGGGCUCCGCAAUUAUUCUGAAAUACGCAGGCAGUGAUGCGACAAAAGCCUAUUCAGAGGUUCACGCACCAAGCGUAUUGAAGAACAAUCUGGACACGACAAAAUUCAAAGGCAUUCUCGACGAGUCCACGAUUGACGCCGAGUGGGCCAAACCUCCAGCACAAAAUCCAUUGCUAAUACUACAAAAUGAAAAGCCUCCACUGCAUACUUUGAUCAACUCGCACGACUUUGAGGCAGUGGCCUCAAGAACUGCUACCAAGAAGACCUGGGCUUUCUAUUCCAGCGCAGCUACAGAUCUAAUUACACGAAACGCCAAUAAAUCAUGCUUUGACAGAAUAUGGUUCCGCCCACGAGUCUUAAGAAACGUGCGUUCGGUUGAUGCUCGGACGAAUAUGCUCGGUGGGAGUUACAAGCUCCCACUCUUCGUGAGUCCGGCAGCAAUGGCAAAGCUUAUCCAUCCAGAUGGAGAGUGUGCUAUUGCCAAAGCCUGCGCGAACAAAGGAAUCAUGCAAGGAAUUUCAAAUAAUUCGUCCUACACGAUGGACGAGCUGCGCGCUGCAGCACCCUCCGCCGACUUUUUCUUCCAACUAUACGUCAAUCGGGACCGAGAAAAGUCCGCUGUCUUGCUUCGGGAGUGCUCGGCCAACCCGAACGUUAAAGCGAUUUUCGUCACCGUGGACGCCGCCUGGCCCGGUAAGCGCGAGGCCGAUGAGCGUGUCAAGGCCGACGAGAGUCUAUCGGUGCCCAUGGCGCCGUCAAAGGCGCAGAAUGAUAGGAAAGGGGGCGGCCUUGGGCGCGUCAUGGCCGGGUUCAUCGAUCCCGGGCUCACAUGGGAGGAUUUGAAAUGGGUGAAACAACACACGCACAAGCCGGUGUGUUUGAAAGGUGUGAUGUCAGCGGACGACGCCCUGCUGGCGAUGAAAGCGGGGCUUGAUGGUAUCCUGCUCAGUAAUCAUGGCGGUCGCAACCUGGACACUAGCCCGCCGUCGAUUAUCACGCUGCUGGAAAUCCACAGGCGCUGCCCAGAGGUCUUUGACCACAUGGAGGUUUACGUUGACAGCGGGAUUCGACGUGGAACCGACAUCCUCAAAGCUGUGUGUCUAGGUGCUACAGCAGUGGGAAUGGGGCGGAGCAUGCUCUUUGCUACUAACUAUGGCCAGGAGGGAGUCGAGCAUUUGAUUGACAUCAUGCAAGAUGAGCUGGAGACAGCCAUGCGGAACAUUGGCAUCACAUCCCUGGCGGAGGCGUCCCCAGAUCUCGUGCACACAGGGGAUGUCGACCACCUGGUUCCAGCAUCCCGCUCGCACCCGUACGCUCGGGCCAUAGCUAAAGGACGAAAAAUGUCGUCCAAACUUUAG